AUGACGACGCGCGACCGCGGCGGCGGCGGCGCCGUCGGGCCGCCACCCUCGGCGUGGCGCACCUACGGACUCCCGAUCGUCACCUCCGGGGCGUCCGUCUCGUGCGCGACCGCGUGCACGAACCCGCUGGACGUCGUGAAGGUGCGCAUGCAGGUGCUCCAUCCGACGACGCCGGUCGGCAUGCGCGCCGCGUUCGCGAACGUGGUGACGCGCGAGGGGCCGCUCGCGCUGUGGAAAGGCAUCGGCCCGAGCCUCGUCAGGGCGUCGUGCUACGGCGGCCUCCGGCUGGGGUUGUAUCAGCCCACGCGUCUGAUGGCGGACGCGAGGGCGGGGAGCGCGGCGGGGAUUCGCGCGGCCGCCGCCGCCGCCGCCACGCACCCGGCCUCGCCCUCCUUCUCUCGCCUCUCGCCCGCACCGCCCGCACCGCCGCGCGGCACGGUGGCUAUCGUAUCGCAUAUUAUUAAAACGGACGGCGUCCGGGGGUUAUGGAAAGGCAGCGCCGCGAGCGUGUCCAGAAGCGCGGUGCUCACCGCGUCGCAGUGCGCGACGUACGACGAGGUGAAACGAGCCAUCAUCCGCGCGAGCGACGGCGCGAUGACCGACGGCCCGGCGACGCACCUCGCGGCGAGCAUGCUCACGGGUCUGGUGACGACGACGGCGACGAACCCGAUCGACAUGAUCAAGACGCAGCUGUACUUGGACGCGUGCAAGACGCACGGGGGCGGCGGCGGCGGCGGCGGCGGGGGAGGCGGCGGCGGCGUCGGCGCGGUGGCGGCGUGUAGGAUGAUUCUUCGGCGGGAGGGCCCGCGCGGGCUCAUGCGCGGAUGGACCGCGAAUUAUGUUCGGUUGGGGCCGCAGACGGUGAUCACGUUCGUCGCGCUGGAGAAGUUCAGAGCGCUCGCGGGCAUGAACGCGCUGUGA
This is a messenger RNA of Micromonas pusilla CCMP1545, 921 nucleotides long. Its product is annotated as mitochondrial carrier family. Lineage: Eukaryota; Viridiplantae; Chlorophyta; Mamiellophyceae; Mamiellales; Mamiellaceae. Gene Ontology annotation, molecular function: transmembrane transporter activity. Bases 1 to 921 code for a protein of 306 amino acids. The record is from RefSeq and is a predicted model, not a curated record. The transcript has 3 exons.